Cynoglossus semilaevis (tongue sole) is the source of this 2553-nucleotide messenger RNA. RefSeq names its product phosphodiesterase 6D, cGMP-specific, rod, delta (gene pde6d). NCBI's taxonomy places the organism in Eukaryota, Metazoa, Chordata, Actinopteri, Pleuronectiformes, Cynoglossidae. Gene Ontology annotation, cellular component: cytoplasm. Gene Ontology annotation, biological process: sensory perception of light stimulus. The coding region runs from base 234 to 686 and encodes 150 amino acids. The record is from RefSeq and is a predicted model, not a curated record. The transcript has 5 exons.
GCCGCUGUUCAGCGGGUUGGCUGUGUAUAUUUAGCUGAUUGCAUUAUCGGAUCAGAUUUAAACUGCGGUGCCACAUUUUAGUGUUAAGUUGAUGCUAUUUCAACCACAGUGUAGUUAGCUGUGCUCUGAAGCUAACGUUAGCAGCAGAAGGAAGUUUUUUGUUGUUUUAUCACAGCUUGCAGUUGUUAUUCAUUUACAUUUCUGACAGGACCGAAAGCGGACGUCUUUCCGACAUGUCUUCAGACGAAGACAGGGCCAAGGAGAUUCUGAAGGGCUUCAAACUAAACUGGAUGAACCUUCGAGAUGCCGAAACAGGUAAAGUGCUGUGGCAGGGAACAGAGGACCUUUCAGUGCCAGGAGUGGAACAUGAAGCUCGUGUGCCCAAAAAGAUCCUGAAGUGUAAAGCCGUGUCCAGAGAACUGAACUUUUCCUCCUCGGAGAAACUGGAGAAGUUCCGACUGGAGCAGAAAGUCUUCUUCAAAGGACAGUGUCUAGAAGAAUGGUUCUUUGAGUUUGGCUUCGUUAUCCCCAACUCCACCAACACAUGGCAGUCUCUUAUAGAAGCAGCUCCAGAGUCACAGAUGAUGCCUGCCAACGUUUUAACUGGUAACGUCAUCAUUGAGACCAAGUUCUUUGACGACGACCUCCAUGUCAGCACCUCCAGGGUACGACUCUUCUACGUCUGACACUCGACCCCACCUUCCAGAAACGCUAACAUCCUGCCAAGGUCUCUAAAUUCACCAAGGUCACCAAAAAUUUGCAGCACUGCGACGGUCGGGUGCCGACCCUGGAUCAGUAUGUGUGGGUGAAACCCAGCCGUGGUCGCACGGUCAGUGCAGUGUGUUUGGAUUGUCUCAUGUUUUUGUUUUGACCUGAAAACUUCUUGUAGACCUUGGGAGGACGAGCAAACAACUGAUGGAGGAGAAGGAGGAGAGUGAGCGAGAAAGAGAGAGGACUCUGUAAUCCCCCACUGUUCGAACAUCAUCUCUCUUCCCACACCCAACAUUGUUUCAUUGUAAAUACAUUAUCUGUGAUCUUGAGUUCUAGUCAGGUGGGUCAAGGGUGGGGUCAUGGGGGGCGGGGGGGUCUGAUUCCACAGAACUUUAGUCUUUUUUUCCUACACUAAGGUUGCAUUAACUCAGGAACACAGCAUUAGAUGUGUAACCUUCUGCUUUCUCUCUUGCAUCUUGAAAAACACUGAUCAGCAACAUCACAACGGCACGCGUAUAGUUUGAGGUGAAGCUGCAGCCGAGUCGCUCUUCAAGUCCAACGCUAAACCGCUGUAACUUCCUGUAGCCGUGCUUCUGUUUGUCCUGACACGUCUGACCACCAGGGUUGACUAAACAGAUUCUCCAGCCUGCCUUUACCUUUUCACAUUGUUUUACAUAGUUAACAGGAACACAUGGUUUGAAACCAUUUUGUGGGCCACACCAUUUGCCAGUUGCCCCAUAUGGGCGAUCUGUUUGCAGCCUACAUCCAUUCAGACCCACUAUUCAACUGCUGGCUGGGUUUUUACAUCUCUAGUAAACACAACAGUGGUGCUGUACAUGUGGUUUAUGGUCCUGUCUUUGCACUGUGGACUUUCUUUACCUGUCGAGCCGAGCUGGUCCACCAGUGAUGCUCUGGUGUUCGCAGCCAGCUCUCUUCCUCUGAACUUGUUUUUCUGACUUCAUAAUAAUCGAGUGUAGAGUGGGUACGGGGUACAGUGUACGAUGAUGGAGGACCAAUCACCCGUCUGUCUUAACUGGAUCAUCCUAGUCUGUGUUUUGUCACAAACACUAUGAACAGAAGGUUCUGGUACGUGUGUCUCAGUGCUUGUGGCUGACUGUCGGUGACUCCCUCACUUCAUAUAAUCAACCAACCGGGUGUCGAACAAAAACACGUGUCAAUAUUGAAUAUUACUGUGGAUAUUAAAGAUGAAAUCUUUGAUGGGGUUCCAUCAAAACAUACAAACUUCAAGAACAAAAUUGCCUACAGCUUCAUUAAUUUAAGUUCUUUCUGUGAGGAAAACCAUAAGCUGAAGAAGAAAUAAUUUUCCGUGAUGCAGGAAAGUGUGUGUUCUUUCUCAGAGGCUCAGAUUUAGAAACAUACUUACCUUCAUUCAAGAAGCUUCUUCUGUCACACCUGGACCAUAGGAGCCACUUGGAUGAGAUGUGAAAAAGUCCCUCUGCCUGUGUUUGAUCUCCGUAGCAGGUGAAUCAUAUAGAAUUUAGAAUAAAAAAUUAUGACUUUAUCAACUGCUUCGAAAUCAAAUAAAUCACUCCAGUCCUCCCCCAAACAAAGGUCGUUUUUUUUUUUCUCCAUGUACGACCUGUGGUUCGUCCACACAGAGAAUCAGUGACCCUGAACACAGGCUGUUAAAGAGGAAGUUUUUAUUUCAUUCCAGCUUGAUCAUGUCGGCAUGUUAAUGGUACUUGUGUUACUUUUAACUUCUCGUCCAGUUCACCUCCUCACCACAUUUUUUUCUUUUAGCUGCUAACUGAGAUGUGUAAAAUAGACUUGUUUAUAUUUGACAGGAGUCGUGGAUUAAAGUCAUCCAAUGUUGUAAUAACA